UCAGAGGAGAGAGUAGAGGGUUUAACGGUAUUCUCUUAUCUUACACAUCAGGGUAAGAGGAUACAAAACUAUGGAGAUGAUCAGAGAUAGAAUAUGAGUAGUUUUAGAAAGGUUUAGGACAUCGCAGGUUUGGAAUAAUCCUUUUCUGAAUUUUUUCGUUUUACUUUGCAUUAACCACUGUCGAAAAUGUCUGGUCUGGGGGUUUGGAUUAACGCAAUCUGGAUUUUACUUUUUGCCAUUUUUGAUGCGGCUCUUUCAAACUAUUCCGAGGACCAGUGCAGCUGGAGAGGCAGUGGUUUGUCCCAGCAGCAGGGCAGCGUGGAGCAGAUCUCCCUCCACUGCUCUGAGGGCACUCUGGACUGGCUGUAUCCCAAAGGAGCCCUGCGCCUCACCCUCUCACCCCGCCUGCCCUCUGUGGCGGUGGGGCCCGGCGGCAGCAGCUCGGGCCUCAUCACAGCCUGCGUCAAGCCCUCGGAGCAGUUCCACGGAGCCCAGCUCUACCUGGAGCGAGACGGGGUCCUAGAACUGCUGGUAGGGGACCGCCUGGAGUCCUCACCCCCGCCGAGGGUUCGGUGCUUCAGCCGACUGCCUGGGGAGAGGGUGGCCCUGUUCCUGCAAGCUACACCUCACCAGGACAUCAGCAGGAGGAUCGCAUCCUUUCGUUAUGAGCUGAGAGGGGACUGGACUGCUCGCCUGUCGCUGGACUCCAACACCAUCAGCAGUGAAGAUGCCUGCAGACCCUGCAACAACACAGAGAUUCUGAUGGCUGUUUGCACCAGUGACUUUGUGGUGCGUGGUAACAUCCGGGCAGUGCAGGAAGACGAGAACUUACGGGCAGCGGUGAUCAAGGUCAGUGCCACCCGGGUGUUCCGUCAGAAGUACGCCCUGUUCACCGGCAAAAGUCGCCUGACCAGCAAGGGUGAGAUCAGGACUCUGCUGCAGUGUGGCGUCAAACCUGGGUCCGGCAGCUUCCUUUUCACCGGUCGGGUCCACUUUGGGGAGGCCUGGUUGGGCUGCGCUCCCCGCUACAAGGACUUCCAGAGGGCGUACUCUAUAGCCAAAGCAGCCCAGCAAAUACCCUGUGAACUGCCUGUAGACUGAGUUAAAAAUUCUGCAACAGCUUGUCUGUAGCACAGAAUCCAGGCUGGACUCAAAGCCAGGCCAAACUCAGCCCUGUUCCACGUUUUGGAAGAAGCUGCGAUGUGCAGCUGUGGGUCGAUGUCGUUGCCAUCGUGCCACCGACGGAUAUUCCCAAAGGACUGAGGAGUGAAAUGGACUUUGCCAACACCAUUUCAGUGCAAUAUGCAGUCACCUGGUCCAAAUGACCUGGUGGAGUUGUGACAUGAGGGACAUGGUGGAAAUGAAGAUUAGCAGCAUUUGGCAUUGGACUGUUUUACAAACAAACAGUGAUGCCAUCAUGCUGGUUCAGAGAAAAUCUUUUGAAAAGCUUUCCAUUUGGGAUAAAUUAAGUUAAGCCAUUAAUUCAGGCCUAUUCAGAGUCAUUGCUUAGAAACUCAGGAACAUUUAUGAGAAGUUCUAGAGAAAGCUUACUGCCUUUUAGUUGUUAUCCUGGUGAGGAUACACUGCAGGCAGAUGUGGUCUAAGGUUUCAAAAUGGCUACCUUUGUACCACUGUGUUUUUGUUCAGAAAAUGUCUAACCAUGGGACAGUGAUGUUUUUUCUUUGGCUACCCCUGUACUGGGGUCAUCCUCAGUGUUACUAUUAUUAAGGAGAUUAUAAAUUUAAAAAGUCCUCACAAAAGGAAAUGUUAAAAAAAAAUAUUUGCACUGAUUAAGGAAAGGGAAUGAUCUGGAAAGUGUGAUGCUGCAAGCACUGAAAACCAAAUAAAAAAGCAACUAUAUGUAGCAUAGUGGAGCGACUGAGAAUUUAAUAUAUGUACAGACAAGAGCACAUACAGUAGUAACACAAAGCUAAGGCUACCUGAGCAGGUUUCACAGCUCGAUAUAGUGCUGAAAGCACUUUCAUAUUCUAGCCAACUCUGAGAUUUUGUUUCUGAAAGGACAUGCAGGCUCAUUUUUCUUUUGUAAGAUAUCAAAUGUGGCAAGCAAAAUUUCCUCAAAAUUUCAACUAAUUGGACUGAGUUUGAGUUUAAAUAGAAUUAUUUAAAAAUCUGUUGGUUGCAUGAGUCUUGCCAAAGCAGUUACGAGCUUGGUUAAGCAGUAGUAAAACACAUAAAACAAGCUAGUUUGUCAUUAAACGUUCAACAACAGCCAUUCACAGCAGAAGUCCGGGGUUAUUUGUGCUAGAUAGAUGAGAGUAAAGAUGGAAGAAUAUACAGAAGCAAUGUAAAAAUCACUACACUGGACAAGGCUCGCUCAAAAGAAACACAAAAUAUGCAUUUAAUGUAUAUAACUCUGUUCUGUAAAAAUGAUUUCAUAUCUAAUGUGCACUAUAUCAACAAGGGGAAGGGGUUCAUACCAAAUUACCAUGAUGUGCUGAAGCGGUAUGUCUUAAAUGCGUACACUGCCAUUUUUCUGUUUGUUAUCUUUCAUGUGAAUUUAUGUUAAUAUGAAUGUGAAUGUAAAUAUGUUAAUAAGAUAUUCUAGAAACAACGGCAUGAAAAAAAAACACCAGUGGAAAAAAAAACAACUUUGUCUCAGUAUUGUGGAUUAUUUUUAUGUUUGUCUGUGUUAUUAAAAUAUACUGUAAGA
Toxotes jaculatrix (banded archerfish) is the source of this 2671-nucleotide messenger RNA. It is a transcript of the gene metrn, whose product is annotated as meteorin, glial cell differentiation regulator. The transcript has 4 exons. Gene Ontology annotation, biological process: positive regulation of axonogenesis; glial cell differentiation. Gene Ontology annotation, molecular function: hormone activity. NCBI's taxonomy places the organism in Eukaryota, Metazoa, Chordata, Actinopteri, Toxotidae. The coding region runs from base 187 to 1101 and encodes 304 amino acids. The record is from RefSeq and is a predicted model, not a curated record.